Molecule: messenger RNA, 2520 nt
Organism: Panicum virgatum (switchgrass)
Lineage: Eukaryota; Viridiplantae; Streptophyta; Magnoliopsida; Poales; Poaceae
Product: sister chromatid cohesion protein SCC4
Exons: 10
Coding region: 68-2275 (735 amino acids)
Biological process (GO): mitotic sister chromatid cohesion; maintenance of mitotic sister chromatid cohesion
Cellular component (GO): SMC loading complex; chromatin
Molecular function (GO): double-stranded DNA binding; protein binding
Source: RefSeq, a predicted model, not a curated record
CCCCCCAUGCCGCCCGCCGCGCUCUAGUCGCCGCCCGCCCCCUCCCCCUACCCGACCCGCCGCCGCCAUGUCGGUCGCCGCCGUAUCCGCCUCGUCGGCGUCCGCGGAGGGCUUCCUCGCGCUGGCCGACGAGGCCGAUCGCCGCCGCGACUUCUCGGCCGCGGCCUCCUGCCUCGAGUCCGCGCUCCGCCCGCCCCACGCCGUCGCGCUCCUCCCGCUCGCCGAGGCCCGCGCGCGGCUCCGCCUCGCCGCGCUCCUCCUCGCGCCCCGGGGCUCCUCCCCAGCCCCGCGCGCCGGCGCCCCCGCCGCCGCCAAGGCGCACCUCGAGCGCGCGCUCCUCAUCCUCUCGCCGCUGCCCUCCGCGCCGCCGCGGCUCAAGCUGCUCGCCCACUCCCACCUCGCCGGCGCCUACGCCGUCCUCGGGGCCGUCCCGUCGCAGAAGCACGUGCUCCACCGCGCCCUGGGCCUCCUCGCCUCCGCCUCCGCCUCCGGCCUCCUCCAGCGCGGGCCCGCGCUGCUGUGGACCUGCAAUUUCCAGGCGCAGCUCGCGUCCGCGCUCACCGUCGACGGGGACGCCGCGUCGGCGCUCUCCGCCCUCUCCGCUGGGGGAACCGCCGCCGCCGAGCUCGGGAGCCCCCAGCUGGAGCUCUUCUUCGCCGCCUCCACGCUCCACGUGCACCUCCUCUGCUGGGAAGACAGCGCCGCGGUGGAGAACUCCGUCACUCGCGCCACACAGCUCUGGGAUGCGCUCCCGGCCCAGCAGAAGGAGCACUGGGUUGGGCUCUUCUUCUACAUUGAGCUGCUGCGGACCUUCUACCUGCUGAGAGUCUGCGACUACAAGGCUGCCUCACAGCGUGUAGAUCGGCUGGACACAGCUGCGAAGAGCGAGUUGCAGAGAGGCCAACACAUUAAGGAGCUUGCCAAUGAGCUCAGAGCAGUGGAGAGGACGCUGGGGCAGCCUGGUUUGAAGGAGCGGGAGAGGUCAGCGCUGUCACACAAGCAGAGGCAGCUCAAGGCUCAGUUGCGGGCGUUGUGCGGCUAUGAUUCAUUGGCUGAUGUGCUGGAUUAUGGGGAUAAGUUGCUUUUGGCACCACCGCCAAUGCAUGGGGAGUGGCUCCCGCGGACUGCUGUGUUUGUGCUCGUAGAUCUCAUGGUCGUCAUGGUGAGUCGUCCAAAAGGAAUAUUUAAGGAGUGUGGGAAGAGAAUAAAUUCAGGACUCCAGCUCAUUCUUGAUGAACUUGUGAAGCUUGGCAUUGUGGAUGGUGUGACAGAAGUAAAUUUGGAACCCUCAACAAUAUGGACAGCUGGGCUGUACUUGACGCUUUUACUUCAGUUUCUGGAAAACAAAGUUGCCGUGGAACUGACAAGAUCAGAAUUUGUUGAAGCCCAGGAGGCUUUGGCACAGAUGAAAAACUGGUUUGCUCGUUUCCCAACAAUCCUUCAAGGAUGUGAAAGCACCAUUGAAAUGUUAAGGGGACAAUAUGCACAUUCUGUUGGUUGCUUUGAUGAGGCUGCUUUCCAUUUCCUUGAAGCAAUGAAGCUGACAGAGAGCAAAUCAAUGCAAUCGAUGUGCCAAGUCUAUGCAGCAGUGUCAUACAUAUGUAAAGGUGACGCAGAAUCGUCUUCACAGGCACUAGAAUUAGUUGGUCCUGCUUAUAGAACAAUGGACUCUUUUGUUGGCGUCCGAGAGAAGACCUGUAUAAUUUUUGUUUAUGGACUUCUACUUAUGAGGCAGCAUAAUCCACAAGAAGCACGGAAUCGCCUUGCAAGUGGUUUGAGAAUAGCACACCAACAGUUGGGUAACAUCCAAUUGGUUUCUCAGUACCUAACAAUGCUGGGCACAUUGGCGCUUCAGCUACAUGAUGCAGGACAAGCUAGAGAGAUCCUGAAGUCAUCAUUGACCUUAGCUAAGACGCUAUUUGAUAUUCCAACGCAAAUUUGGAUCUUGUCAGUAUUUACAGAGUUAUAUCGAGAAUUGGAAGAGAGGGGGCAUGAAAUGGAGAACUAUGAGUAUGAAAGGAAGAAAGAAGAUGAUCUUCAGAGAAGGCUUUCUGAAGCUUAUUCUCAUGUUUUUCACCAGGAGCUGGUCGAGAAAUCAAGAAUCCAGAUUCAGCCGCUACAUGACAUGUCAAGGAUGCAAUCGGAGAUGGCUGGCCCCACAGCCAAUGGUGACCUUGACAUUCCUGAAUCUGUAGGGCUCUCCGCUCCUCAGCCUUCCCUCAAAAGGCUUGUGGAGCAAGGUUCAGCAAGGCGCAGCACAAGGCGGCUACAGUAGCGAAGUAGCUUGACCUGGCACCACCGGGGCCGUCGGACUUCAGAACGGGGCGCCGAAAUAGUAUAGUACUAGUCCUUGUCGGAUAGGUGUGGCUGAUGACAUGUAAAUUAUGUGGUUUUAGGUUAUAAUUUUUUGAUUUAUUGUGUUAAUUAUUUGCAUCUUCUAUAAACAUUAUGGAUUUAGACUGUAAUCUGAAAGAAGUUCUGUUGCAGCGUAUAAAAGUUAACAUCGGAGUUUUAAGGCCU